Molecule: messenger RNA, 172 nt
Organism: Anisakis simplex (herring worm)
Lineage: Eukaryota; Metazoa; Nematoda; Chromadorea; Rhabditida; Anisakidae
Source: the annotation of a GenBank genome assembly
UUAGAGGUCAAAGGUCAAAGCUGGCAUGCUGCUGGUCGCUCUAAUAUUGACCUGGAUACCCCGAGUUACGCGGAGUGCCUCCUGUGGUACCUCGUCAAUACCGUUUUGGUUCGAAAUAUUGCCCAGUGGGCAGCCUCGACUGGGAUGUGCUAUACCGAGUUGUUACAGCAAU